Molecule: messenger RNA, 745 nt
Organism: Peromyscus leucopus (white-footed mouse)
Lineage: Eukaryota; Metazoa; Chordata; Mammalia; Rodentia; Cricetidae
Gene: Mrln
Product: myoregulin
Exons: 3
Coding region: 530-670 (46 amino acids)
Source: RefSeq, a predicted model, not a curated record
AGACCCCCACAGAAAAGGACUGUGGAAGAGCAAGGGUAGUUCAUCAUUAGACAAGCCUUGUGCUUUCAGCAUGAAGGAGAUAUUUGUUGCUUGUUAAUAUUUUAGAACAGCCAACAUGGGGACCCAUCGAUGGUGGAGGAAGCCAUCCCCGCCUAACGACGUACUUGAGCUUCUGUGUCAGUAUAUUUUUGUUACAAUCCAUCCCACCUGUGUCUGUCAGUUCCUUUCCCCUCGCCGCCUCCCAUGACAAACUGGCUCAUGUUUCUGCCGCACACUCUAAGCCAGUUAUUAAUAUCAGCCCAGUGAGCUCUGCAUCCACCAGGAGCAUAUGGUGUUUUUGAGAGGCAGAGCGACCAUCCCCGUGACUUUUGGACUUGGCCCGUUGAACCCCUGAACAGAACCGAGGUUGCUAGGAGAUCACCUGUGCCCGCAGCACCCUGGUCCAGCGAGAGCAGGAGAGGAGAGUUGGAGGGUAGAGCUGAGCUGCCUGCCACUACCCGAGGAUCUCAGGGAGCAAGAAGACCCAAAAAUGAGUGGUAAAAACUGGAUAUUAAUUUCUACUACUUCACCCCAAAGCCUGGAAGAUGAAAUUCUGGGGCGACUUCUGAAAAUUCUAUUUGUUUUGUUUGUUGACUUAAUGUCCAUUAUAUAUGUCGUUAUAACUUCCUAAAAACCCGACUUUCUUUACUCCAUGUGUACGUUUCCAACGAAAUCCCAGUGAAUAAAGAUCUACAUUUUAAUGUGA